Messenger RNA from Suncus etruscus (white-toothed pygmy shrew), 1470 nucleotides. Its product is annotated as histone-arginine methyltransferase CARM1-like. Gene Ontology annotation, biological process: peptidyl-arginine methylation. The record is from RefSeq and is a predicted model, not a curated record. Gene Ontology annotation, molecular function: protein-arginine N-methyltransferase activity. NCBI's taxonomy places the organism in Eukaryota, Metazoa, Chordata, Mammalia, Eulipotyphla, Soricidae.
AUGGAGGACCUGGUUAUAAAGGCAAUAACUAAGGAGAGUUCAAGUUUUGAGCCAGAUAUUAACUCCAUUGCUGAUGGUACUUGUGUCCUCAAAUGCAUACUCAACAGAGAUGCUGAAUAUUGCAGAAUUGGGAAGGAAUCCAUCUUGAUUACUCUGGGAUGUGAUAGUGCCUUGGUGAAGUUUGAGUCUCAUGCAGAAUUCAGUAUAUUUUCAAAUAUCUUGAAAAGCUGCUGGAAGGAGAAAAAAGAAUACUCAGUCUUCAACCAACGGACUGAAGAGGCAUCAGCUGCACAAUACUUUCAGUUCUAUGGUUACAUUUCUCAGCAACAGAAUAUGAUGCAAGAUUUUGUGAGGACAGCAACUUACCACAGUGCCAUCCUCCAGAACCACACCGACUUUAGGGAUAAGGUAGUUCUAGAUGUUGGUUGUGGAUCAGGAAUACUGUCCUUCUUUGCUGUCCAGGCUGGAGCUAAGAGAGUAUAUGCAGUUGAAGCCAGUUCAGUAGCACAGUAUGCUGAGGUAAUAGUUAAUAAUAAUCAUCUUUUGUGCAAAAUUAUUGUUUUGCCUGGGAAAAUUGAGGAAAUUUCACUUCCUGAGGCCGUAGAUGUGAUCAUUUCUGAAACCAUGGGAUACAUGCUAUUCAAUGAAAGGAUGCUGGAAAGUUAUCUUCAGACUCAAAGAAAAUGGUUGAAAGCAAAUGGAAAGAUGUUCCCGACAUUCAGUGAUAUCCACUUGGCCCCCUUUUCUGAUGAACAACUCUACAUGGAACACUACUCCAGAGCUAACUUUUGGUAUCAGCAGUGCUUCUAUGGGGUCAAUCUUUCUAGUCUCCAGGGUGCUGCUUUAGAUGAGUACUUCAGGCAGCCAAUAGUGGACACAUUUGACAUUAGGAUUUUGAUGGCUCGGACAGUCAAAUAUACAGUAAAUUUUAUGGAUGCAGAAGAGGCAGAUCUUCACAGAGUAGAAAUCCCCUUUGUAUUUCAAAUGGCACAAUCCGGCCUCAUCCAUGGCCUGGCAUUCUGGUUUGAUGUGGCAUUUGCUGGGUCUCUGGUAACUGUUUGGCUCUCAACAGCCCCAACAGAGCCUCUAACUCAUUGGUAUCAGGUGCGGUGCCUUCUGAAGACCCCUCUCUUUGCCAAAGAAGGGGAGACACUGUCAGGGAAAGUGCUAUUUAUAGCCAAUAAACAACAGAGCUAUGACAUUCAGAUUGUGGCACUGGUAAAUCAGACGGGCUUCAGAUCUGGAAACAUCAUUGACUUAAAGAAUCCUUUCUUUAGAAUUCUAUAUAAACAAUCUGAUAUUGAAACAAAGAACGCAGGAAAGUCCAACAAAGUGAAUUCUAUUCCAAAAAAGUAUAACAAGCUGUGUGACCUCAGGCAAAGUGACUUUGCUACUGGCAUUUACUUUUCUCAUCUGCAAAAUGUAGAGUUUAAAGAUGAUCUCUGUCGACCUUCAUUCACUAAGGGAUGA